Molecule: messenger RNA, 2622 nt
Organism: Mangifera indica (mango)
Lineage: Eukaryota; Viridiplantae; Streptophyta; Magnoliopsida; Sapindales; Anacardiaceae
Product: vacuolar protein sorting-associated protein 52 A-like
Exons: 21
Coding region: 180-2303 (707 amino acids)
Biological process (GO): Golgi to vacuole transport; endocytic recycling; retrograde transport, endosome to Golgi
Cellular component (GO): GARP complex
Molecular function (GO): syntaxin binding
Source: RefSeq, a predicted model, not a curated record
UAAUUAAGCACAGUACCGUUUCUUAAAAUCGAACCCGUCCACUCACCCUCACGUUUUUCUCUUCCCCUCAGCUCCUGAAGAUCUGAAUCUAGAGAUUGAAAUCAAAAUUCAUUUUCGUUCAAAUGUUAAAUGCGAGUUCUUUCCAAUUCUAGAUAAAGCUGUUGUUUUGAGCUUUGAAGAUGGCGGAUGUUGAGGUAAAACAAGUGGGUGGUUCUUUUGGUGAUGCCAGUGAUGCCCAAAAAAAUGUGUUUGAUUUAGGGUCAUUUGUUGGGGACUUGACCUUUGAGGAAGAAGCAAGUGGUGAUGAUAUAUCAUUGGAAGGACUUGAGAAGGAGCUCGAAGAAUGUAAAAACUAUGAUGUAGUUACAAACAUAUUGUCCAAAGGUACAACACUAAGGGAGUACACGAAGGGGGUUGAGAAUGAUCUACGCCAAGUUGAGUUGGAAUCUAUUCAGGAUUAUAUUAAAGAAAGUGAUAAUUUGGUGUCCCUUCAUGAUCAAAUUCGUGAUUGUGAUGCCAUCUUGUCACAGAUGGAGACCCUUCUCAGCGGUUUUCAGUCUGAGAUUGGUUCUAUAAGUUCAGACAUAAAAGUACUCCAGGAGCAGUCAAUGGAUAUGGGUCUGAAGCUGAAGAAUCGCAAGGUGGCAGAGUCAAAACUAGCAAAAUUUGUUGGAGACAUUAUAAUCCCUCCAAGGAUGGUAGAAAUAAUUGUUGAUGGAGAGGUCAAUGAGGAAUAUAUGAGAACACUUGAGAUCUUAAGUAAGAAGCUGAAAUUUGUUGAAGUUGAUCUUAUGGUUAAAACUUCAAAAGCCCUAAAAGAUGUUCAGCCGGAGCUUGAAAAACUGAGGCAGAAAGCAGUUUCAAAGGUUUUUGACUUCAUUGUCCAUAAGCUUUAUGCUUUGAGAAAACCCAAAACAAACAUUCAGAUCCUUCAGCAGAAUGUUCUUCUUAAAUACAAGUAUGUUGUUUCUUUUCUCAAGGAACAUGGCAGGGAGGUUUAUACUGAGGUUCGUGCUGCAUAUAUUGAUACAAUGAACAAGGUUUUAAGUGCACAUUUCCGUGCUUAUAUACAGGCAUUGGAGAAAUUGCAGUUAGAUAUAGCAACAUAUAGUGAUUUGAUUGGCGUGGAGACUAGAAGCACUGGUCUUUUUUCAAGAGGAAGAGAACCAUUGAAGAAUCGUUCUGCUGUUUUUGCUCUAGGAGAUAGGAUCAACAUUUUGAAGGAAAUUGAUCAACCGGCACUGAUUCCACAUAUAGCUGAAGCUAGCUCCUUAAAGUAUCCUUAUGAGGUCCUUUUCCGGAGCUUACACAAGCUGCUUAUGGAUACCGCAACUUCUGAGUAUCUUUUCUGUGAUGAUUUCUUUGGAGAAGAAUCUAUAUUUUAUGAAAUUUUCGCAGGUCCAUCUGCAGUCAUUGAUGAGCACUUCAACUCAAUACUGCCAAGUUGUUAUGAUGCAAUUGGGUUGAUGCUUAUGAUUCGCAUAAUACACCAGCACCAGCUCAUCAUGUCUCGGCGGCGGAUCCCAUGCUUGGAUUCAUAUUUAGACAAGGUCAAUAUUUCCCUGUGGCCUCGUUUUAAGAUGGUUUUUGACUUGCAUCUUGGUAGUCUGCGAAACGCAAAUGUGAGGACAUUAUGGGAAGAUGAUAUUCAUCCUCAUUAUGUAAUGAGGCGCUAUGCUGAAUUUACAGCGUCUCUUAUUCAACUCAAUGUUGAAUAUGGAGAUGGCCAGCUUGAAUUGAAUAUGGAACGGUUGAGAAUGGCUGUUGACGAGUUGCUUAUGAAGCUUGCAAAAAUGUUUCCAAGACCAAAAUUACAGAUUGUGUUUUUGAUAAAUAACUACGAUAUGACAAUUGCUGUACUGAAGGAAGCCAGCCCCGAAGGCGGAAAAAUUCAAAUGCACUUUGAGGAAUUGUUGAAGAGCAACACAGCAAUAUUUGUGGAAGAACUACUGCUGGAGCAUUUUAGUGAUUUGAUCAAGUUUGUGAAGACCCGAGCCUCGGAGGAUCCAAGUUAUAGUUCAGACAAGCCCAUAACUGUCACUGAAGUUGAGCCACUUGUUAAGGACUUUGUGAGCAGAUGGAAAGCUGCAAUCGAGCUAAUGCACAAAGACGUGAUCACUUCUUUCAGCAACUUCUUGUGCGGUAUGGAGAUCUUGAGGGCUGCAUUGACCCAGCUGCUGCUUUAUUACACGAGACUUUCAGACUGCAUAAAGAGGAUUGUAGGUGGGUCUGCGCUGAACAAAGAUCUAGUCUCCAUAUCUUCAAUCAUGUACGAAAUCAAGAAAUACUCAAGGACGUUCUAAAAUCACCAUCUUACAUCUUACAUGACCAAAGCAUCACCUGCAACUUCUUUUAAGGUAUGCAAAAAAUUGAUGGGGAAAUUGCGAACGGUUUUGGUAAUCUAUCGCAAUAUACAGAAGACUGGAGACUUUUUUUCUUCCACAGAACUUUGCAUUGGUGGGGAAAAUAAAUUGAUCUUUUCCUAUUUGUAUUAUUUUCAGUGUUUUGUUAUUAUUAAGCUUCAAUUUAUUGGAGUUGAAGGAAACAAUACAGAAUGAAAAAAUAUGAAUAGAAUUGUAUUUCUCUCUUAUUUAUAAUUAUCUCAAUGAUACAAAAUUUAUA